Molecule: messenger RNA, 1643 nt
Organism: Peromyscus maniculatus bairdii (prairie deer mouse)
Lineage: Eukaryota; Metazoa; Chordata; Mammalia; Rodentia; Cricetidae
Source: RefSeq, a predicted model, not a curated record
CCCCCGCAGCAUCCCGCAGAGCAGCCUGACCGCAGGCUCUGGGGACGGCCUGGGCGCGCGACGGACGAGGUGCGGCCACCCCAAACCAAGCAGCCGGAAAGUGGCAAGGGGACUGGGCGGUGACAGCGGUCAGGGGGCGACCGCCCGAGCCUGGGGGACCCUUUGCAGCGUUCCAGGCGGGGGUCCCCGAGCGAUGUAAGGGCGUAGCCCCGCCAAUCCCAAAGCACGAUUUAUGGUCGCGAGAGAAACAGGCCAAUCGGAAUCCAGGGGCGGCGGCGGCGGAGGGCUGAUAGGACCAAUGGGCUGCGAGCACCGGGCCGGGGCGGGGCCGCGCGGAGUUUCAAAUCUGCUGUGGUGGGCGAAGAGCGUGUGUCGAUCUUCAGGUCUCGGGUAUCAGGCAGAGAGGAUCUAGCGGGCAGAGGAAACUGGACCAAGCACAUGGCGUCUCAGUGGCAGGGCAUGACGGCCUCCAUGCGCAGACGAUCACUCCUAAAGGAGGAACAUCUAGAGAAGGCGGUGGCCCGGUCUGCUGAGAGCCAUCUGGAGACGGGUCCCCUGGGCUCUCUGUGCAGACAGUUCCAAAGGAGGCUGCCACUGAGAGCCGUCAGCCUCAACCUCGGGACUGGCCCCUCCUGGAAACGCCUGGAAACCCCAGAGCCAGAGCAGCAGCAUCCUCGGCUGUACAGGGCCAACCGGGAUGCCAGAGUCGGAGGACAUCCGCGCCUCUCUGGCCAGAUGGGUCUACAUGCCCAUCGACAUCAGCGGCUGAGGAGGGAGGCUGCCCUCCGGAGCCCCUGUUCCUCCACAGAACCUCUCUGCUCUCCCAGUGAGUCUGACAGUGACCUAGAGCCUGUAGGAGCUGGAAUCCAGCAUCUCCAGAAGCUGUCACACAAACUGGACAAAGCCAUCAAGGCCGAAGAGAGUGGUGACAUGACUGUCUCCCUUAUUCGUGAAUGAGGACAGCAGGCAUCCUACAGGAAACAGGCCCUGUCCAGCCACCAAGCCAUCAGGAUGUCCGUGCCACCCACCCCAUGAACUUCCGGAGGAGGCACUGGGCUCAUCAGCAUCCCCAGGCCACUGCUAACAAGGACUUGACUAACAGGGGAUCCAGAAGCCUUCUAUUUUAGCCAUAUCUGGGCCCAUUGGUAACCACUGGCCACAGCCCGAGUGAUUUAGGAAGACCUUGAAGAGGUGAUGGGAACUGCCCAUGCUCUCCAGGAGGACUCAUACAGCACCCUGUUCUCCAGCCUCACAGAGGCCCAUCCAUAUUAGGAAUGUACCUGAAGAUGCUAGACAGUUCUGAACCUUGUAACUAGGACCAAGACCCUGCAGGAGUCAUCCCAUGAAAUCACCCCCUUUAUUCCCAGUGCAGAGAUUCUUGGGGACCACUUUUACCCCUAAUCCCACAGGGCCCCAUAGGAAGAGAGGAGAUAUUUGCAGACUGCAAGCCUGAGCUCUUGGGGCCUACUUAUCAGCUCAGUGUGGGGAACUGGGGUGUGCAGGAAGGGGAACACUGUUCAAGACCAGUUUCUGCUCUUUGUAAAUUAUUUAGGAAAUCUACUAUGUCAUUUUAUUAGAAAGAUACCAGUGUGUCAGUUUCUAGAUCACAAUGCUUUUUCAUAAUUAAAAACUCGCUUUUGACA